This is a messenger RNA of Phodopus roborovskii (desert hamster), 840 nucleotides long. RefSeq names its product osteoclast associated Ig-like receptor (gene Oscar). The transcript has 5 exons. Gene Ontology annotation, molecular function: collagen receptor activity. Bases 16 to 819 code for a protein of 267 amino acids. Lineage: Eukaryota; Metazoa; Chordata; Mammalia; Rodentia; Cricetidae. The record is from RefSeq and is a predicted model, not a curated record. Gene Ontology annotation, cellular component: plasma membrane.
CGGAACGUGUCCGCCAUGACCCUGUUGCUGAUACUCCAACUGUUGACUCUCUGGCCUGCCUGUCAUUCGGACUUCACAGGAACCGCACCCCCAGCCUCAUACCCCCAGCCAUGGCUAGGGGCUAACCCUGCUGCAAUUGUAACUCCUGGAGUCAACGUGACCUUGAGGUGCCGCGCACCCCAACCUGCCCGGAGGUUUGCACUCUUCAGAACUGGUGUUGCUACCCCCCUGCACUUCCGGGACGUGUCCACGGAGCAGGCUGAGUUCUUCCUGGAGGAGGUGACUCCGGCCCAGGGGGGCAGCUAUUACUGCCGCUAUCGCAGGACAGACUGGGAACCGGGUGUCUGGUCCCGGUCCAGCAGUGUCCUGGAACUGCUGGUGACAGCUCAGCUGCCCAGGCCAUCACUGGUGGCACUGCCUGGGCCUGUGGUGGCCCCAGGAGCUAACGUAAGCCUGCGCUGUGCAGGCCGCAUGCCGGGCAUGAGUUUUGCGCUGUACCGUGUGGGCGUGGCGACCCCUCUGCAGUACAUCGACUCUGUGCAGCCCUGGGCUGACUUCCCUCUGAUCGGCGCCAGUGCCCCGGGCACCUACAGUUGCUAUUACCACACGCCCUCUGCCCCCUAUGUGCUGUCGCAGCGCAGCCAGCCACUGGUCAUCAGCUCCGAAGGCUCUGGCUCCUCAGACUAUACUCAGGGAAACCUUAUUCGUAUGGGGUUGGCCGGCCUGGUCCUCGUCUGCUUGGGCAUCUUAGUUGCUUUUGACCGGCAUAGCAGGAGAUCUGCUUUUGUUGGCCUCCUGCCCCAGCAAAACUGGAUGUAGCCACGUGGGAUGAGAAGAGAC